CGACAGUCGCCUUUAGUUAGGGUGUGUAACGUUACCAGUGUUCUGUUGUAAUUAUUCUAUUUAGAUAUUUACCUGUUGUACGUGCUCAUUGCUCCGCGCAGUGAGUCCACUUAACACUACUAAUGUGAAGUUGACCAUGGCUGAGAUCAGUGAUCCUAAGAUUGCAUUUGCCUAUCUACGCCCGACCUGUGUCCUGCUUACCCGAGAGCCCACUGUGACCAAUGUGGAGUUACUGAGUGCCCAGUUGAAAGAAGUCAAUGAUGCCACGUUGCAGCAGCUCCAAGAGUAUGUCCUCUUUCCUCUUCGCUUUGUCCUUAAAGUCCCCGGGCCUAAGAAGGACAAACUGGUGCAGGCUGUGGCUGAAGCCAUCAGCUACGUGCUGGAGAACACUUGUGUCCAGAGAUGGGACACCCUGCAUGACCUUCUUUCAGAGCUUUGCCUCUGCCUGUGCUGUCCAACCGAUCCUGGGAAGCCUGCAGAUACAUCUGAGGAGCUUAAAACAGCAGUGCUGAGGUGCCUGGACGCACUGCUUCAUGCUGCUUACGGUGAUAUAGUCUUUAAACUCUUUGAACCCGUUAUGCUGGCCGGACUGGGAGCUGCCAUAUCACUGCUGCUGGCUUUAGGAGAGAAGGAGAAAUCUCGAGAUAUACAGGCAGCAGCGUUAAAGUGCCUCCAGACUUUGACUCUGCAAUGUGAUUGCACUCAGGAGCACAUAGUCCCAUCCUCAGAGGAGAGAAGCAUUAUAGGCAGCACCAUGGCUUCCUUCUUACCUGGUAUCACUGUGGCUGUAGCCAGGAUCAUUACAGGAGAUCUGAGACAAGGCCAUGCAGUCACAGUCAGGGCCAUCAAGGUUUGGUCCAGGACUGUGGGGCUUGUCAUGGAAGAUGCCCAGCUUCAAGCCAGUGAGCCCUGUAAGACUCCCUCACCAGACCUGGGGAGAAUAGGACAACUUUUGGUCCAUCGGACAGAAUCCUGGGUGAAGAGCACAGCAGGGAAACUAUUUGUGCUCCUAAGAAAGAUCGUCUCCUGCACCUCAGCUCACCAGCACUGGACGGUUAGACUAGAGAUGGUGGAGCUGGAUGACCAUCUGCUAGCCAGAUGUAGCCAGUCACUGGGAGAGUGUGUGGGGCUGCUUCUGGAAGCACUGGUGGGAGCAAUCAAUGAUGAGGAGCCCAGAGUCAGAAAGAGGUGUGAGGUCGCUCUCAGAGCGGUAUCACAGAGGAAUCAGAGCUGUAGCAGCAGCUGUGAUACCAGUAAAAGCAGCAGCAGUGCUCAGACCUUUACUGAUGUGCUUUCAGAGAAUCUCCACGUUUUGGCUACCUCCCUGCCCAGACUGAUGAGGACUACUGAUGACCAGAAGAAGCUCUUUGUCCUUAAUGUGUUUCUGGGUUAUUUAAAAGUCCUGGGACCGCUUGUCUCUGUCGUGCUAAACUCAGCUGCACAUCUUGAGAGGAUUUCAAAAGCCUUAAUGCAGGUGCUGGAGCUGGAUGUGAUGGAUGUUCGCAUUGUAGAGGAAAGGAGUUACGCUGCUUCCAUAGAGACAAGCUCAGGCUCUCAUGAUUCGUACACUGCCCACAUUCAGAGGAAGCAUUUUCUCUACUUCACAGAUGAGAAGAUCUUCUCUGUGCUCAUGGAGAUCUGUCGAACAUUAGGUUACUAUGGCAACAUUUACUUGCUGACAGAUCACUUUCUGGAUCUGUACCAAAUGUCUUCUGCAUACAGAAAGCAGGCUGCCAUGGUGCUAAAUGAGAUUGUCAGGGGUUCUGCGGGCAUAGCCGUGGCAACAGAGACUCAUGGUUUGGAGAGUCAAGUCUGGAGACACUCUGCCACCCAGGAAGACCUCAAGAUGGCAGUGGUGUCUAUCAUGGAGGAAUACACCAGUCUGAAGAACUGGCACUUGAUUACUGUUGGUGAGGAGAUGGAUAGAGACCGGGAGGACCAGCAGCUGCUCAGCCCAUCCAGACUCGUCUCCAUAUCCAACAGCAAUGCCAGCAACACUAAUGCAAACUCACUCCAAGUGAUUCCUUCAACAUUUGCCUCCCCGUCUCCCUCAUUGUCCACCUCUACAAUCCACCAUCUCAAUAGCAACAUCUGGCAACUGUGUAUCCAACUUGAGGGCAUCGCCUGCUUUGCUCAGGCCUUGGGACGUGACUUCCGUCCCUUGUUGAUGACAUCACUGUACCCUGUACUGGAGAAAGCUGGGGAGGAGACAUUGCUCAUCAGCCAGGCAGCGCUGGGCACCAUGUGGGACGUCAGCAAGGCCUGUGGCUACCACUCUUUAAAGGAGCUGAUCAAUGAGAACUCAGACUACCUGCUCAAUGACAUAUCACUUAACCUGCAGAGGCUCAGCAAGCAUCCACAGGCUCCACGUGUGUUGACAGUGAUGUUAACUCACUCUGACUGCAGCCUGCUACCUCUGGUUGGGGACAUUGUUCAGGAUGUGCUGAUGGCUCUGGAUCUCAGCUAUGACAACACAGCUGCUCUUUUCUGUUCUGUGCUGCACACACUCAUGGCGGCGCUGGCGAGGUGGUUUCCCUCCAGUUGUGGUAGGGUCGGUGAGUCUGCCAGACCUAAGCAGACCUCCACUCACAAGGAAGUCCUCAACAUCCGCCAAUUCUUGCUGGACUAUCGCAAACAGAAAGAGCUGGCAGAGGGCAUUGGAAUAGAGGAGGAGGACACUAAGGGCCUCGAAGUCCCUCCUCCCAUCGAGUGUGAGGAUGUUAAAGAUAUUGGUGGUCCUGAUGUAAAAGCAGAGCUUCCCUCCCACCUCCGCAUCACCAAAGAAGUUAUGGAGCGCUGCAUUCAUCUACUGUCCAACCCUAGUCUCCGGGUCCGACUCAAGGUAUUGGAUGUGCUGGAGCUAUGUGUGUGUGUACUCAGUGAGAAGGAAAAUGAGAUGCUGCCUAUGGCCCAUCGCUGCUGGCCUGCCCUCCUACAGAGACUCACAGCUGAUGACCCUUUAGCAGUCCUCAGAGCCUUCAGGAUGCUGUGUACACUGGGUGAAACAUGUGGUGACUUUCUGAGGAGGAGGGUUUCUAAAGAGGUUCUGCCCAAGCUGAGCUCCUCACUGGCACGGCAAGCUCCGAUCAGCGCCAAGGCCGGACCUGUCUACACACACACCCUGGUCUACAAACUGCAGCUAGCUGUACUUCAGGGGCUGGGCUCACUGUCCCAGAGGCUGGAUCUGGAUGGCAAUCUUGUACAACCGUAAAAACCCGGCAUGGGACCAUAGCAGCACUCAGUGUAUCUCAAUCCUCUGUUAGUGUAUCCUCCUUCUUUGUUUUAUCUGUCUUUGUUUGUUUUAUUUUAAAGACCUAAAGACACAAUCCAGUGUUGCAUCUUAAAAAUUUUAUUGUAAAAACUUUAGACAAUUUAUUGAUACGAUUACAUAAAGUUUGCUUUUGGUGUGUGUUGAUCACUGGUAUUUGGAACGUGGCAGUGGUUUUCAUGGUAGUCAUCACCUUUUCAUAUUUUUCAUUCAGUUGUUAACUUUGUUUAUUUUCCUUACUUUGUUGACACUACAUCCCAGGACAUCCCAUGCAUUGCAGUAUUCAACAUACAUGCCAUUUCCUCUUGCACAAUACUGAAAUUGCUAGACUAAACGGGCCUUUAGCCUGUGUCACUUAAAUAUUAUUUUAAACAUACAGACCAUAGCCAGUGGAGCCAACAGGACGCUACUGAAUCCUUAGCCGCACAAGAACAACACUGUUCAUCUGGACAGAACAUUAAAAAACUACAUGAAAGGAGGGAAUUUAAUUGAUUAGCUCAGAAAUUGAAUGUUUUUUAGAGUUGUGUAUUUUGUGCUUGGUAUAGCUUCAGUAUCAUAGCUGAAAAUGUUAAUCCACAGUGGCCUAGGGGAUCAGUGCCAGCGUGUUACCAAUUUUUCAUCAAUCAUUAUGUUAUUAAGCAGAGAUGUCCCAGUUGCAGGCGUAACAGGUUCAGAUUGCUCCAAUUUUCCAACAUUGGUAAAUUCUCUAGGGGAAGCACAGUAUGUAUAGUGGAACUAAGAGCUUCUGAAUGCAGUUUGCAGCUCGUUUCGCCUCUAUUUUUAUGUCUUUUGUGUGCAGGUUGUUGUUUUUCAAACUAUGUAAUGAAAAUAACAGGAUCAUCACCUACAGUAAGAAGUGGUGGUUGCGAUCAGCGAAAGAAAUUAUGGGGGAAACGGUCAUUUUCAUACAUUAACUAGUAAUCAUCAUCACUUCUACUUCCCAAGGACAGUGAUUGUGCUAGCAAUAAAACAUUACAUGGUGGUUUAACA
Messenger RNA from Micropterus dolomieu (smallmouth bass), 4258 nucleotides. RefSeq names its product TELO2 interacting protein 1 (gene tti1). NCBI's taxonomy places the organism in Eukaryota, Metazoa, Chordata, Actinopteri, Centrarchiformes, Centrarchidae. Gene Ontology annotation, biological process: chromatin remodeling. Bases 137 to 3211 code for a protein of 1024 amino acids. The record is from RefSeq and is a predicted model, not a curated record. The transcript is spliced from 13 exons. Gene Ontology annotation, cellular component: cytoplasm.